This is a messenger RNA of Melospiza melodia melodia, 5256 nucleotides long. RefSeq names its product steroid sulfatase (gene STS). The record is from RefSeq and is a predicted model, not a curated record. The coding region runs from base 579 to 2360 and encodes 593 amino acids. The transcript has 10 exons. NCBI's taxonomy places the organism in Eukaryota, Metazoa, Chordata, Aves, Passeriformes, Passerellidae. Gene Ontology annotation, molecular function: arylsulfatase activity.
GGAAGCCUUAAUAUCAUGCUUUAGGGCCAUUAUUGCUUUCGUUAAAGUCACUGAGAACCAUUUACUCUCCUUUAUGGAUUGUGACUUAGCUUGUUGAAAUAAUUUUUGGUCUUCUAAUAAAAUAUUGGCUGCACGCAGGCAAACUGUUCAGGUAAUUAGCAGUGUCAUUGUAAUGAAAAUCCUGAAGUGCCUAAUGGCUGGGUCCUGCUUAGCCUUAAACUGUCAGGAAGAUUAGAACAGAAGGGAUUGCAUCCCCAGAAAUUAUACGAAGUAUUGUAUCCUGCUUUAUUUUCCCUGUGAUAUGGGUUUGCUGUAACUUUUUUUUGUUAUGGUAUAACUUUCAUUUAUUUAUCGAAGUUCCCAUUGUUACUAGAAUCUAAAACAUUUGUUAUUAACUUGGUUUUAUGUCUUGUCUGCAUGUGGAUUUAAUUGCUUUUUUUGUUAAUUUUACUACGGUUUGAUUGUUACAGAUUAAUCAAAAAGUUUUGUAUUUCUACUGUCAUGUGGAAUGCUCAUUUUGUGAACCUUUCUGAGCAAGUCAUCUGUAACUUGGUUGCUGGAAGUAAAGGUGAAACUGAAUGCAGUCACCCUUCCAGUGGAGGAAGAUGGGUCUCCUUUUACUUCUAAUAAUUUGCCAAUGUGUCAUAAACAGUAUCAAAACACACAGUGUUUCAAAGCCCAAUAUAAUUUUACUGAUGGCUGAUGAUCUUGGUAUUGGAGACCUGGGAUGUUAUGGGAACAAAACCUUAAGAACCCCUAAUAUUGACAGGCUAGCAGAGGAAGGAGUGACACUUACUCAGCAUAUAGCAGCAGCCCCACUUUGUACUCCAAGCAGGGCAGCUUUCCUGACUGGAAGAUAUCCUAUAAGAUCAGGAAUGGCUGCCUUCUCACGAGUCGGUGUCUUCUUAUUUUCUGCCUCUUCUGGGGGACUUCCUUCUGAAGAAAUAACUUUUCCCAAACUCCUGAAGCAGAAAGGUUAUGCAACAGCUCUAAUAGGAAAGUGGCAUCUUGGGAUGAACUGUGAAAGCAGUAAUGACUUCUGUCACCACCCUCUCAGUCAUGGAUUUGAUUACUUUUAUGGCCUUCCCGUGACCAAUUUUAGAGACUGCAAACCUGGCCAAGGCAGUGUAUUUUUAAAAGGUGUUCAGAGGGACCUUGUCAUCCCAGUCCAAAUCGCUGGGAUCGCCCUUGUGUCUUUGGCAGUAGUGCAGUACAUUGGCCUUCUCAAAGUACCCUUUCAAGCACUGGGUUACUUCUUGUUAAUAAUCACAAUUUCACUUGUGGUUUUGAUUUUUUUCUUCUAUCAUUUUCGACAACUAAACUGCUUUUUAAUGAGAGACCAUCAGAUUAUCCAGCAGCCACUGUCCUAUGAGAACCUUACUCAGAGACUGACAAAAGAAGCCGUGAAGUUUAUUGAAAGGAACACUGAUACACCAUUUCUUCUUUUCCUGUCUUAUCUUCAUGUCCAUACUGCUCUAUAUGCUUCAGAAAAUUUCAAAGGAAAGAGCAAGCAUGGUUUAUAUGGUGAUGCAGUGGAGGAAAUGGACUGGAGUGUAGGGCAAGUUCUGGAUGUGCUGGAGAAGCAUAAUCUGAAGGACAAAACUCUUGUAUACUUUACAUCUGACCAAGGGGCUCAUGUUGAAGAAAUCUCCAGUGCUGGAGAAGUCCAUGGAGGAUACAAUGGCAUAUAUAAAGGUGGAAAAUCAACGAACUGGGAAGGAGGCAUUCGUGUGCCAGGUCUUCUCCGUUGGCCUGGCAUGGUACAGGCUGGCGCCCAUAUUGAUGAGCCAACCAGUAACAUGGAUAUAUUUCCUACCAUAGUUAAACUUGCAAAUGCACAGCUACCCUCUGACAGGAUUAUUGAUGGACAUGAUCUGCUACCUUUAGUUCAAGGAGAAGUUACUCAAUCUAAGCAUGAAUUUCUCUUUCACUACUGCAAUGCAUAUUUAAAUGCCGUACGCUGGCAUCCAGGAAACAGUGAAUCUGUCUGGAAGGUCUUCUUCUUCACUCCCAACUUCAGUCCUGAGGACUCCAAUGGUUGCUAUGAUUCUCACGUUUGCUUCUGCCAUGGAGGAUUCAUUACACGACACGAUCCUCCGCUGCUCUUCGAUCUGUCCAGAGACCCUGAGGAGAAAGUGCCACUGACUCCAGAAACUGAGAGCCGUUUCUACGAAGUCAUCAGGGUCAUACAACAAGCAGUAGACAACCACACCAGAUCCCUGCAUGCUGUUCCUAACCAGCUGUCAUGGGACAACCUUCUCUGGAAGCCAUGGCUCCAGCUCUGCUGCUCAUCUCUCUUCCAGUCUUGUUACUGUGACCAUGAAUCAGGAGGGGGUUCGCUGCAGGUGCAAUUGGGAUAAAUGUGCUGUAAUUCCCUUUCAGAAACUGGACCAGCUGAGUGUGAGUGUCUGACUUGAACUUGGGGUACAAGCCUUCAGAAGGUUUUGUUGUGUCGGUGGAGGACCAGUCUUCAAAUACAUAUUGCAGUAGAAGAGAAUUUCAGUCAAGAAAACGUGCCAGGAGAGGGAAGACACGACACACCUCCUCUGUCCUUAUCACACAGCAUGAAGGACACAUUGCCGUCCUCAUAUACACAUGGGUAGAAUUCUGUGGGUGAUAAUUUUCUAGACCUUCAGCCUGGGCUUUUGUCUUACACAGCAAAGAAUUUACCGAUCAGUUCUGUCAAUCACAACUACUAAAUGCACACUUUCCUGUCCUUUUUACUAAGUGUUAUCCAUUAGUAGGACAUAGCACUGAGUAAUUGAAAACAGAGAGAUAAUAGUGGAGGGGUCCUCCUGUGACAGUCAAUUUGUAACUGAUAAAUAGGUUAAGAGCAGACUUGCAACAGAUCUCUGUUAACAACCAUGACAAAUAUGAAAAAACUGACAGCUUGCCAACAGUCUAACUUUGAAUGUGCCAUAAAAAUGCACAGAGCUAUGGUAGUAGAAGACCUUGUGUCUGUAUUAAAAUGAUGCUCCCCAACAUCUCUGCUGUCCUAUUGCAUGGCAGCAACCUUUGAAUUGCACCAUCUGUGUGCUUGAGUGUGUACCACAAGUCUCCAUAUAUAUAUAUAUAUAUAUAUAUGCAUAAAUCCUUCAAUCCCUGAUAUAGGCACACCCUUAUGAUCAUAUUCCAGCUGAUAAAAGAAAAGAUUUGGUCCGUACUUGACAUACGAGUUCCAAAUUCACAUGAUACUACAAAUUUGUCUUUCACUUAUUUGUCAUAGCUAUUCUUCCACUGAUGAAAGUAAUCACAAAUAAAUAAAAUUUGGUCUUCCUUUAAAUAUCUUUGCCAUCUUUUAAGCUCUCUGAAUAGGAUCUAUCAUCUUCUGAAAAUAAGCUUGGGCUUGAGUACUUAAAGCCAAAUAUAACUGUCUCUGAGUUCUCAGCAAGGUCUUGGGAAAUCUACUGUCCUCAAGGGCUAAUUUUUGUAUCCAUUUUUAUCUCUGUCUUAUUCAGGCACAUUUUCUUUCCCCUCUACAGGCAGACAAACUAUUUUCUUUGGCAGAUUGCAGAUGAAAAGAAGAUAUCAGCAAAAUACUAAAAUGAUUUGAUGCCUGAUAAUAGAAGGUGACUUGCUCCUUAUCAGAAAGCAGCAGUUAAUUCCCACAUUACAAUGUAUUAAAAGCUGUUUGGGGCAAAAGUGAUCUGUGAUGAUAGUAAUGCAGUAGCUUCAGUCAGCCAGCAUUAAGGUUGUGACCCAGUUCUUGUAAGCUAUUGAAGCCUUUCCUUUAAAAAUAUAUUGUGAUAAAUGGUAUAUUUCUCUGCCUGUAAAACCUAGGCUUUAUUUGAUUUUUCCAUUGCAGUUUCAUUCAAAAUUUCAUUCUCCACAAUACCCAGAAGCCUCUCCUGGGAAAUGUACUUAUUCCUUGAAGUCCUAUUUUUGAUGUUUCACCUUGUGUUCAUGAUCUUAAUUAUGCCCUCAGCAAACUCUCUGUAGGACGCAAAGCCCCGUGACCAAUAUUUAUCACUGAAUGUACUACAUAACCUUAGGAAGAAAAAUGCCUCUCAUUUGAAUACAAAUAUUCUUCCAUGAGAGCAGCUGCCUUUCAAUGUCAUGGCAGAAUCUGUGCAUCCCGAAUUUUUGGUCCUGACCAUGUGGCCCUAGAACCCCUUGGGGCAUGGCACUGGUGCCAGCGUGUCCCUCCUUGCAGCCAAAGGGCAGCACUCAGGCCCAGCUGUGGCCAGAGUGCAGAAACACCACGGUGUGGAGGGAUGCUCCUUCCAACUCCCACAGCUCUGCCACAGCUUACACAAAAGCCUUUCAGACAAGUACUCCUGAAGAAAAUGGGGAAAAAAAGAAAAAAAGUGAUGUGUUCAGUAUACAGUGCUAACUCAGACAAGGGGUUUGGUGUCAUUAGUUCUACUUUGUUUCCACAGUUUCUGGUCUGUGACCUUUGCACAGUACUAAAUGUGUAUUCUCAAGGACACCCACAUUGACUUUUUUUUAAUCAGGGAGACGCUGUGUUGCUAUUAUUUCUUUUUCUUUCUUUUUGCAGGUGCAAGAAUUCUUUGUUCUGCUAAGCACAACAGCUGUUCUGUGCUGCUUGAUCAAAUAUCAAAAAUGAUGGCUUUUCUACUGCUCUGAUUUCUUCUUGCCUGAAUAUGAUGUUUCUUUCAUACCCCCCUUGGCUUUUGAUGCACUCUUUCUAAUCUCCUUUCUUAAAACAUCCACGCCCCUGAAAUAUUUUUCCAUCUGUUUCUUUGCCACUUUGCCACUCAGUCCUCCUGUUCGCUUGUCAUAUUGAUUGUAAUGGCUAUUUUGCCUUAAUCAAUCAGAAAAUGCAAAGUAGUCUUUGUCACAAAGUUUGACUUGUAAGGCUCCUUGACUCUGCUAACCUCCUGCUUAUUUAAGGUCCAACAGGAAUUACCUUUGCAUUAUGAAAUAUAAGGAAUUAAAACAUACCUGAGAUGUUGUUUAAUGUAAAUAAUAUAAAAUAUUUCUUUUUUGUGGCACAAAAUUAAUAUUUUACAAAAUAUAAUUUAGUACAAUGUUUCAUACUUUGACAUAAGCAGUGAAAUCUGAAAUCCAUUCUUAAAAUUGUUCCUUCAAGAAAGAAUCUGUGAAUAACAGGGCGGUAUUUUUUGUAUUCUUUGUUAAUACCAUUUCAUUUAAUACCUAAAAUAAACCUUCCUUGUAUUGCAAAUGUAUUAUAUCUUUCAGUACUAUACCUUCUGUUCUGGAGAUGGUGUGUCAGAUCAGGGUAAUUAAAGUACUCUUGUUUAUCUGCAAAAUAAAAUGUGAAGGACAAUAUAA